Molecule: messenger RNA, 1143 nt
Organism: Paramecium tetraurelia
Lineage: Eukaryota; Ciliophora; Oligohymenophorea; Peniculida; Parameciidae
Exons: 3
Biological process (GO): phospholipid biosynthetic process
Cellular component (GO): membrane
Molecular function (GO): phosphotransferase activity, for other substituted phosphate groups
Source: RefSeq, a predicted model, not a curated record
AUGCUAUUGAAAAACUAUGUGAAUCCAUAGUAUUAUGAAAAUUUGAGAAGGUUUAAAUACAGUGGCCAGAAUCUUUCAAUUUUAUAUAAUUGGUUUUUGGGGGAUAUGGCUUAAUGGGUGGUUGACUAAUUACCAACAACAGUUGCUCCAAAUCUUAUCACAAUAACAGGAUUCUGCAAUUUAUUAACAUCUUUUGCUUUGAUAUUCAUAUUGAAUCCCAUGUUCGAUUAAGAUUUACCAUAAUGGGCAAGUUUGUAUAUAGCCUGGACAAUUUUUGUAUAUUAAACAUUAGACAAUGCUGAUGGGAAACAAGCCAGAAGAACAAAAUAAUCUACUGCAUUGGGAAUGUUAAUGGAUCACGGCAGCGAUUGUACUGCUACUUGGAUUGCUGGCUUAUUGUAUAUUAAUGCUUUCAAAAUUGCAUUUACUCCAUUCAAUAUGUUAACCGCAAUUGGAGUAAGUUUCUUAGGAUUUUACUUUGGGGUUUAUUGUCAAUAACACACAGGAGUAUUUUAGUUAGGCGUAAUUAAUGGAGUUGAUGAAGGAUUGCCAACAUUAUAAUUCUUUUUUGUAUUAACUGCAUUCGUGUCGUCAUAAUUUUGGCUAAAUGAAAUUUAACUUACAAGCACAAUUUCAAUUCAAUAUAAUACAUUCUUGCUUGCAAUUACAAUUUUUGGAUGUAUUGCUACCAUCAUUUAAUUUUGUUAUCCUGUAUUCAAGAAGAUGAAUUGGAAUAUUUUGAAAAUUGUAAGUAGUCUCUCAUUACCUAUUACUUUAAUGAUAACAUUCAUUAGUUUAAUCUAUCUAUCGCCAACUGCUGUGUUAUCAAGAUGGUUCCAUAUUUAUGUUUUGACUAUUGGAUUGUAAUGGUCAAAAAUGAUUAACCUAUGGCAAUUGGCAAUCAUCACUAAAGAAACUUUCAGUUAAUUUUCAUUAUCUUGGGCUAUAACUUUGGGGUCAAUUAUGUUGAAUUUGAUAAGCUAAUUUUUUACUCAGGAUGGUCUUUGCUAUAUUGAUGAGGUCAAAUUGAUCUUUGCCUUAUUAGUAUUCUCAGGAUUAUCAUAUUUACAUUGCGUAACAAGUAUCGUUUACUAAUUAUGUAACAUUCUUGACAUAAAUGCAUUCAGCAUCAAAUCCCCAUGA